CCUCAACAAGACGAUCAUGGCCAGCAAACUUUCUCAGCCUGGCUCUGGCCUCAGCUCUGACCUGAGGGUGGUGCUGGUUGGUCAGGAAAGAGUGGGGAAGAGCGCAGCAGGAAACACCAUCCUGGGAAGGAGGGAGUUUCUCUCUGGCUUGAGUUUCAAACCGCUGACGCUGAAAAGUGAGAGGAGAGGAGGUGAUGUGUUGGGCCGCAGAGUCGCCGUGGUUGACACCCCUGGGCUCUUCAGCAGUCGGCUCACUGAAGAGGAAGUGAAGGCCCAGCUGGAAGAAGCCCUGCGGCUGAGCGCUCCGGGUCCCCACGCCUUCCUCCUCACCCUGCAGCUCGGACGCUUCACCCAGCAAGAGCAGAUAGGCCUGGAUACCCUGGAGAAGAUGCUGUGUCCUGCAGUCAGAAGUCACACCAUCGUGCUCUUCACGUACGGAGACAGACUGGAAGACACCGACAUAGAUCAGUUCAUUAGAGAGGAUGAAAACUUACAGAAGCUGGUUCAGAAAUGUGGCGGGCGAUAUCAUGUGUUGGACAACAAAAUGUCAGGAAACACUGAUCAGGUCAGAGAGCUGCUGAACAAAAUAGAGUCCAUCAGUCAGGGAGGAAACUUGUGUUAUAGCUCCUGCAGGCAGACGUACACAGACCUGGCCACUGUGGGCAGUGAGGAGGACGAGGCCGAGCUGACUGACACUCUGGGAGAACAUUAUGGGCCCUAA
This is a messenger RNA of Myripristis murdjan (pinecone soldierfish), 721 nucleotides long. Its product is annotated as GTPase IMAP family member 4-like. The transcript is spliced from 4 exons. Gene Ontology annotation, molecular function: GTP binding. The record is from RefSeq and is a predicted model, not a curated record. NCBI's taxonomy places the organism in Eukaryota, Metazoa, Chordata, Actinopteri, Holocentriformes, Holocentridae. The coding region runs from base 17 to 721 and encodes 234 amino acids.